AGAUCCGAGCGCGUGUCAAGUUGGCGGUGGAAGGAAGCUUUUCUUCUUUUUCUCUCUUUCCUAUUUCUUUGAUGAUUGCGCGAUCGCCAAUAAUGUUCCAUUUCCUAAAGCUUGAUCCGCGAGAUCUGAGCUACUGCGCUUUUGUUUUCUUGCUACAAAAACAAGAGAGGGUUUGCUCUAAAGUUUUCUCGUGCAUGUAGGUAACACUCGGUUGGAUCAUCGGCGAGAGAGGAUUUCCAGGCGCGAAUCGCGAUCAUGGCGGCCCCCAUUCUUUCGACCGAGCGCGAUGCCCAGCUGAGCUACUGGAAGGAGCACUCCACCGCGCUGACCGUGGAGGAAAUGCUGCUCGACAGCCAGGCGGCGAAGCUCGAUCAAGAGGAGCGUCCCGAGAUCCUGUCAAUGCUUCCUCCUCUGGAGGGGAUCAGCGUGGUGGAGCUUGGGGCCGGCAUUGGGCGAUUCACUGGCGACUUGGCAAAGUCUGCCAAGCAUGUUGUCGCCAUGGAUUUCGUCCAGUCGGUCAUUGACAAGAACAAGGAGGUGAAUGGAUGCCACAAGAACGUCGAGUUUCUGUGUGCCGACGUUACUUCCCCCAGCCUCACUUUUCCUCGCUCCUCCAAGGAUCUCAUCUUCUCCAAUUGGCUACUCAUGUAUCUCUCCGACGAUGAGGUAACGGCGCUCACCAAGAAGAUGAUCUUUUGGCUCAAACGCGGGGGUUCUAUUUUCUUCCGGGAGUCGUGCUUCCACCAGUCUGGAGAUCACAAGCGCAAGAACAAUCCCACGCAUUACCGGGAGCCUCGCUUCUACAACAAGAUCUUUGAGGAGUGCUACAUCGCAGAGGAGGAUGGAAGCUACUCCAAGCUGCAGCUCGUCUUGUUCAAGUGCGUCUCGGCCUACGUCAAGAACAAGAGGAACCAGAACCAGAUCUGCUGGAUGUGGAAGAAGAUCAAGUGCACGGGCCCCGAUGGCUUGAAGUUUCAGCAGUUUUUGGACAACGUCCAGUACACACAGCGCGGCAUCCUUCGCUACGAGCGGAUAUUUGGUGAAGGUUUCGUAAGCACUGGAGGACUCGAAACAACCAAAGAAUUUGUAGAGAGCCUCAAGCUCGAGGCCGGGCAAAAGGUGCUCGACGUUGGCUGCGGCAUCGGGGGCGGUGAUUUCUACAUGGCCGAGGACUUCGACGUCCAAGUCGUUGGCAUCGAUCUCUCGGUAAACAUGGUGUCCAUCGCUCUGGAGCGCUCCAUCGGACGCAAGUGCUUUGUCGAGUUUGAAGUCGCGGAUUGCACCGAGAAGAACUUCCCCGCCGAGAGCUUCGACGUCAUCUACAGCCGAGACACCAUCCUCCAUAUCCAGGAUAAACCAGCCCUGUUCGCGAGGCUCCUUUCGUGGUUAAAGCCCGGCGGCAAACUUCUCAUCACGGACUACUGCCGAUCGAAAGACGAAGUCUCUGCCGAGUUUCUCGAGUACAUUAAGAAACGAGGCUAUGAUCUUCACGACGUGGAUCACUAUGGCCAGAUGUUGAGAGACGCUGGUUUUGUGGAUGUCGUGGCAGAGGAUCGCACAGACCAGUUUGUGCGCAUCCUGACCAAGGAGCUGGAUGCUGUGGAGCGAAACAAGAAAAGCUUCUUGCAAGACUUUUCAGAGGAAGACUACGAGGAUAUUGUCCAUGGCUGGAAGUCCAAACUGGUGCGAUGCGGCCAAGGCCACCAGAAGUGGGGACUUUUCCGCGCAACCAAGAAGAUGUGAUCUUCAUUCUUUUGUUCCAAUCUUUUGUUCCAAACCAAUUUUUUCUUGAACUUCCGAGAGUUACCUCAA
This is a messenger RNA of Selaginella moellendorffii, 1812 nucleotides long. RefSeq names its product phosphoethanolamine N-methyltransferase 3. Gene Ontology annotation, biological process: phosphatidylcholine biosynthetic process. Lineage: Eukaryota; Viridiplantae; Streptophyta; Lycopodiopsida; Selaginellales; Selaginellaceae. The record is from RefSeq and is a predicted model, not a curated record. The transcript has 12 exons. The coding region runs from base 256 to 1743 and encodes 495 amino acids. Gene Ontology annotation, molecular function: phosphoethanolamine N-methyltransferase activity.